Molecule: messenger RNA, 1047 nt
Organism: Parasteatoda tepidariorum (common house spider)
Lineage: Eukaryota; Metazoa; Arthropoda; Arachnida; Araneae; Theridiidae
Product: glutamate-gated chloride channel-like
Biological process (GO): monoatomic ion transmembrane transport
Cellular component (GO): membrane
Molecular function (GO): transmembrane signaling receptor activity; extracellular ligand-gated monoatomic ion channel activity
Source: RefSeq, a predicted model, not a curated record
AUGACAUCGCGAUGGACCGACUAUCGGCUUUUAUUUCCCAAUCCUGAAAAAUCGAAAGUAGUAUUGGACAUUGACUGGAGAAAAAGAAUUUGGACUCCUGAUUUGUUUUAUGAAAAUUCUAUAGAAGGUCACGUACAAAACACAAUUAUACCAAAUAUGUACUUAUGGCUAUUUAAGAAUAAAACUAUACAAUUUACAGCCAGAGUUUCUAUCGAGUUCAGCUGUCAAAUGGACCUUAGACUUUUCCCUCACGAUACCCAAGAAUGUGAUCUGAUUAUUAAAAGUUUGGCACAUACAGAAGAUGAAUUGAAACUUUUAUGGGAUGAAAACAACAAUAUCACGCAAGGAGAGCACAUAGUUCUUCCACAAUUUGAAAUUAUUAAUGUUACAAGUGGUGAAUGUAAAAAAAAUGCCCAUUUUUCUUGUUUGAAAGGAUCAGUCACAAUGACCAGAAGAUCUGGAUAUUACAUAACAAAUGUGUAUGUCCCAACUUGCCUUAUAGUAUUCAUGUCCAUGCUGUCGUUUUGGAUACCACCAGAUGCUGUUCCAGCUAGAGUUACCUUAGGUGUCACCAGUCUUCUGACAAUUGUCACAAAACAAUAUCAAGCUUCACUACCAAAUGUAUCGUACAUAGUAGCACUUAAUAUAUGGUUGUCUGCUUGCAUAGGAUUUGUUUUUGUUAGCCUGUUGGAAUAUGCAACUGUUAUAGCUUUGCACACAAGGCAAAAAUCUGUCUCUAAAAUUAAAGCAGCAGCUGUAAGUGAGCAAGUCAAGACAAUAAAUAAGAUAUAUCCAAGAGAACUCCGUUUUUAUCGUAAUACUAUAACAAAUAAGAAAUUAAAAAAAGUGGCGUUUUGGGCGAGAAUUCUUGACAAAAUUACACCAGAUAACAUUGACUAUGCAUCCAGAGUGUUAUUUCCAUGUGUUUUUAUUAGCCAGUGCUCAAUUUAUUGGGCAUUGUAUUACACACCUUGAGAAAAUCUUUUCUAAAAUAAAUUUUUAGCAUAUCGUUAAAAUGAAGGCCCUAAACAAUUUCAUGUAAAAUAA